Messenger RNA from Alternaria arborescens, 1392 nucleotides. RefSeq lists its product as hypothetical. The record is from RefSeq and is a predicted model, not a curated record. NCBI's taxonomy places the organism in Eukaryota, Fungi, Ascomycota, Dothideomycetes, Pleosporales, Pleosporaceae. The transcript is spliced from 3 exons. Bases 1 to 1392 code for a protein of 463 amino acids.
AUGGCUCGCCUGAGUGCUCCCGCCAACGUAACACCAAGAGCCGAGCGCAAAUCCAGCCGCUUCCGAGAGAUCUUCAAGCAUCGACCCAGCUCGAGUGCAUCUUUGAGCCCUGUUACCAUAAACAAGUCGCCCCCGCCUGCCGAAUCAAGCCCGAUGCCAUCGCUGACUAUGCCCCCAGGCUUUCAACAGGUCGGUUUGCUGCCCAAUGAGCGUUCCUCGGACAGCCUAUCGCGAAUUCUGAAAGAUGAAGAGGGUUGCGAUAUGGAAUUUCAACCAAUAGUAGCUGAGGCACCAAAACGGUCAGUGAACAACGAAUCUGCGAUGCGAAAUGCUUCAGACGACCUGAACAUUAUCGAUGCGACGCCGUCAUAUGUUGAACCUACACUGCCGGAGUUGAAGGCGGAGAAUAGAGUCAAGAAGAAAGGUUCGUUUGCCCAAUCGAUGAGGCGCGUUCUUUCUCAGCGUCCGGCCCUGAACGCAAACGAAGAUAUCACCGCGACCCAACUGGCCAUGAGUGAGGGUAUUGUUCCAACAGACGUGGGUGGUGCAGACAAGCGGAGCAGCGUGCCACUAGAAUCCUCCAACAAGAUCGCAGAGCCUAUGUAUAACAAGGACAAAAGCUCAUACACAGAAGGUGGUAUGGACGGUUUCAACAGCUUUGUGGAACAAUCUCGCAACCGCGAUCCUGCCAAGAACAGCGACCCAGCCGAAGACGACAGUCACAAGAGGAAGGGUAUGAACUUUGAAAAGAUAAUUUUAGACGACUUCGUGGCCGACCUUUCCAUGUCUCGGCAGAUUCUACCUUCAGUCGAGACGGCCAACGGGCACGAGGUGGACACCGCAAGAGAUGGACGUAGCAGCCACUGCAAGUCCUUCGCAUCCAACGUCUUCGACGUCGAUAGCUCUUUGAGCCAAGGCAUUUGCGGGUACGUCACCAGCAAGAUCGCGGAAGCGUUGGCAGAACAAGAGCGCGCGCAUCGUAGCGACGUCAAUGCCAUGGCCUAUCCGUCAGUACACAUCAAGAUCAAGGUUGACGGGAUCAGCCUAUUGAGAGCGGAGAAGCACACCAGGCUCAGCAUUAGCGACAAGAAGACCGAUAUGUUCACCCAGUCCAACACGAUUGGCCCAAUCACGAUCACGAACGCACCACUAGCACGACAUGUCCAGCUAUUUAUCCUGGUAUUGUACGCAGUCGCUUUGCUCUGCGCGUCGCUUCUGGGGCCAAGAACUUUAUUACUCAUCAUCUGGAGGAUGGCAGUCGCACUCUGUAUGUACACCGUCGUGUUGCGACAGCUGAGGUGGACUGAAAACGUCGAGCGCGAUGUGUUCCUGGCGCCCAUAUCCUUUUCAGCCAACGUGGUGAAGGAGAUAGUCAUGAAGGUACUAGAUUGA